Molecule: messenger RNA, 1942 nt
Organism: Sinocyclocheilus grahami
Lineage: Eukaryota; Metazoa; Chordata; Actinopteri; Cypriniformes; Cyprinidae
Gene: castor1
Product: cytosolic arginine sensor for mTORC1 subunit 1
Exons: 9
Coding region: 156-1151 (331 amino acids)
Biological process (GO): negative regulation of TORC1 signaling
Molecular function (GO): arginine binding
Source: RefSeq, a predicted model, not a curated record
CUCAACAGCGUACCCAAUGCACGAGGAUGAAGCGUUUUGGAAGCACAGGGGUAUGUAACAUCACAUAGGCGGUUCUCGCGUAGCGUUAUUUAACGCGCCCACCUGCACUGCACAGAACACAUUUUCACGGCGUCUUCCUGGUGGACUAGUAAACGAUGGACCUGCACAUCUUGGACCAUAAAUUACGGGUGACUUCCAUAACCAAAACGGGACUUCAGCAGUACACACACCCCCUAAUCAAGCUGAUAUUUCUCAGAAACAGGACGAGAUGCAAAUUUUUCAGUCUCACAGAGACUCCGGAAAAUUACACGGUUGUGCUCGAUGAGGAGGGAUUUAAAGAGCUCCAGCCGUCUGAGCACUUACAGGUGGAGGGCUCCACUUGGCUCCCGCUCAAUGUCGUCUCCAAUGGCAACGCCUCCAGCAGCUCACAAGCCGUGGGCGUCACCAAGAUCGCCAAAUCUGUUAUCGCUCCAUUGGCCGAGCAACAUGUGUCCGUCUUCAUGCUCUCCACCUAUCAAACCGACUUUAUUCUGGUGCGAGAGAAGGACCUGUCGGUGGUGGUGGAGACUCUGUUGGAGGAGUUUAAUAUUUUCAGAGAGGAGGGAGGAGAGUCAGUGCCUGUCCACAGUCAGGACGCCUGCAACGGCCUUCAGCGAAACGGCAGAGAGGGUCCACAUGCAACAGUUCAUCCGGUGCUGAUUCCGGAGAAUCAAUUUUGUGUAAUGAGCUUGGAUCCGGACACACUGCCAGCGAUCGCCACCACCCUCAUAGACGUUCUGUUUUACUCUAACAGUCCUAAAGAGGGUGCCAGUGUUGAUCAGGACAUGGAAUGUAUCAAGUUCUUCUCCUUUUCUCUGAUUGAUGGAUACAUCUCUUUGGUGAUGGACACGGAAGCACAGAGACAAUUCCCCGCUGAUCUUCUGUUCACCAGCUCCUCUGGUGAGCUCUGGAGGAUGGUAAGAAUAGGAGGGCAGCCGCUCGGUUUCGAUGAAUGUGGGAUAGUCGCUCAGAUCUCUCAGCCUCUUGCAGACAGUGAUAUAUCAGCGUAUUACAUUAGCACCUUCAGCUUUGAUCAUGCUCUGGUGCCGGAAGAAGAUAUAGUGAGCGUGACCGAGAUGCUUCAAGCUCAGAGGAAGGAUAUGUCCAGUUGAAUGCAUCGUCAGCUUGGAAAGGGUAGAAAAAGUCCUUAACGGUGGAUGGUAGAUCUUAUUUGAGCCACUAACACACAGUAUUACUCCACAAGACUGUCUUGGCAUAACCAGAGGUGCUUCAGUCAAAGCAUUUGAGAGCUUAGGCUUAAAACAGGCCUAAACUCAGAAAACUGCGGCGUUUUGCUUUUGCAGAAACGGCAGUGCUGAUUAUAUGCCAUUGCUGAGAAUCCGAGUAUUUACAUGAUUCGAAAGGACAUUUUUGCGGCAUGUUUAAUGCUUGAUUAUUUCAAGCACAUUUUUCUCAAUUGAAUUAGAUGUAGAAGAUUUAUUUCUUCAUUUCAGGGGUAAUGAUAACGCAGGAUGUUCUGCAAAAAUCAUUAUUUCUUUGAGUAUUGCACACAGACGUCUUCCAGUAUUGUCAGAAUCAGUUUUUUUUUUUUCUUAAGUAACCCUGUUUGAGGUCAAGCAAAAUGCAUUUUAUUGUUGUAGCAACUUUUGGUGUCAUUGAAACAUUGCACUUCGAAAAGCACUUACUGGCAGUAAAUAUUUGGAUCACUUUUGAAUCAGCAUUUCAAACAUUUCUCGCAAAUACCGGAGUCGUACUCUUAUGUGUGAUCUUUUCAAAUCACAUUUACACCUAGUUGUGUGAGUCUCUCAAGAACAUAUGCAGCUCACAUUUCACCCUCAAAACGAAAUUCUGUUGUAAUGUAAAUUUGAUUAAAAUUUCCUCACCCUCUAAGAUGAGGGUGUUAUGGAAGCACGUUUCUGCCACUGAAAAAAAAAAAGGUUAU